Messenger RNA from Sclerotinia trifoliorum, 1499 nucleotides. The record is from the annotation of a GenBank genome assembly. NCBI's taxonomy places the organism in Eukaryota, Fungi, Ascomycota, Leotiomycetes, Helotiales, Sclerotiniaceae.
UCAUACACAUCCACAUCUCGCACUACACUUUCUUCACUUCUUCACAAUUCAAGUAGUCAAAUACAUUUCGAGGUCAUCAACUUCGACACUUUAUAUCUACAUCCCCUUCUAUGCUAGAUAUACUUCUGGUCUCGUUCUAUCAUUCAAAAUACUAGAUAUUCGAUCUUUGCCCUUGUACACAUCCAUUAUUAGUCUAUAUACAGCACACACUGUUUAUAAUCCUCCUUCCAUUCAAAAUCAUCAACCUCUAGCACACAAUCCACACUUGUAUACAACUUCAAGUUCCUUCACCUAUUUUACCACUCGUUCAUCAUGGGCAAGCAUUUAAAAAAUCGAAGACAAUCUGCUAGCAAGUCAAAGCAGCAGAGAGAAAAGUAGCACUUCCUUCCUAACUCAUGCGUGAAGCAACCUCUGACGAUCGUAGGUCUCGCGAUAAAAGAACCCCUCAGGAACUUACUGCACAUUCGAACAGAUCUAAUGACGAAACACACGAGCACAAAAUUAUCGCACAGCCAGGAACAGGUUCCAUUUCACGGGAGCAAGGCUUUGAAGAGGUGGAAGCUGUCCACGCUGAGUCUACAAUGGUUGAAGGCAGAUACACCGAAGCUGACAAUGAAUCAAUCCUUGCACAAUGGGAUUUCGCGGACGACAAUCCUCUAUUCGAAGCAACAGAAGAGGUAUUCCAGGAUACAGAGAAGCGCGCGUUAUCCACAACUAUCUCCCCAGAUCCUCUCUUAUUUGAUCACAUGGGUGCUUCUUUCCCUAUUUCUGGCUACAUGACCGCUACCCCUCAAACUGCCACAUAUUCUACAUUCCCAUCAUACAACGUCGCGCAUGUUAGGAAUCCUUAUCAAAUCACCAAUACAUUUCCAAUUACGACUAUACAUAGUCAACAAGCUAUGACACUCGAAGACGUACCGAUCACAAAUCAAUUCCAGCUUUCUAGAUGGUUGUAUGAAAAUCGUGUCCAAGAAAUGACUGUAAGAUCCCUUCUUGCCAAAUUCCUACCAUGAAGACUAACAAUCUGUCAGUUCGCCGAGCGUUUGGUAAGGCGCAACUAUGAUCUUUAAACCAAAGUCUUUUAUUAACUAGGUAUAUACCAUUGAUGAAAAUGUAAGCAAAUAUCAUAUUAUUAUUUCUAAUGCAAUCUAACAUCAGUUUAGAAUUACUGAAUGACAGUUGGUCAUGUCAGAAUCCGAAGCGAUGAUAAAGCUUUCUUGUAGCACUAUCAAACUAUGUUAAAGAAAGUUCCGAUGUCGAAUAUCAUCGUCCUCGAUAACUAUAUAUAUCAUCAAAUUUUUCCCAAGCACUCAAUGCAAUUAUCUUCGAGAGCAGGUACCCUCUGUGGAAAGCUACAAUGGAUUGUGGAAGACACAUCGGAAAUUUAUACAAUAAGCCUCACGAAUAUCAUUUGCAGCUUUUCAUUUAUUUUCUUUCAAAGCUCAGUACUGCGUUUAUUUUUUACAUUUGCAAAUUCCAUAGGGUGAAGAGAAAAUGAG